AUGUUGCUCAGACUCUGUAACCUUUCCCUUUUCAAGUUGCAUAUGAUAUAUGACCCUAUUACAGUGUUUCCUCCUGUUAAGCUGAUUAAACUUAUAGAAGCAUUUGAAAAGCCUCGACCGAUCUCUCUACGGACAAUCACUCUAAAGAUUCUCGGACGGGAUUUAGCUGGUGUUCUUCUUAACAGAGAUGUGAAUUUGGACCCAUUAAGCAAAUGGUCGAAGGUAUUGAUCCAGGCUGUGGAACAACUAGUUGAAAAUAAACCUCCUGAAAAGAUGACUUUGAAUCAUCUUGCAUGGUUAUAUUCAAUCAUGUUAACUACAGCAGUGGUAAAACUCGCUCUGUGGCUUUACUGGAAAAGCUCAGUGAAUGACAUUGUUCGCGCCUAUACAAAGGAAUUUUCUCUGAUUACGGGGAUAAAUUGUUCAACAUAUUCCCGUGAAUUAAAAAUGAAAAAAGUCCUCCAAAAUGGUGAAAGUUUUCAUUUUAAAGUGACAAAGAACAAGAGUAUUACUGUUGUAAGGCUAAUUAGCCUGAUCAAAGCUAAUAGGCUGACUAAUCAGCAAAAGUUGAAGGGCACUUUAGUUUGGUUUGUGCACUCGAUACUGUUGGCAAAGGACCUGUCAAAGAAGGCUCAGUUAAAAGGUGUGACUGUCCUCACUUCAUCAGUAGAGUUCGCAGAUGAAGAUGAAGAUUUGGGUGGUCACAAUUAUGUCACAAGUCCAGCACGUGAUUGUGAUCAUGCUGGUUCAUGUGGACUCAAAACUGCACCAAACACUUCUAAUAAUAAAGACCUGCGUGAGUGUGUUGCUUUGCUUGAGAAAUCUAUUUUGGAUAUUGCUUUUUUUGUUAGAGAUGAGAGGCUAAGGAGAAUCAAGAACAAAAAGAAGCAACAAGAUCAAUCGCACGUCGAUAGUCUCCCUCAAAUCCAACAUCAAGUAAACCUCGAAGAACUCACAGUUGUAGUAAAUGACCUUGCAUCAACAUAUGAAAAAGUGAAAGAAGAGAAGAAAGAAGAACAAAUGAAAGAGGAGAAGGCAAUAGAGAUGAAUAGGAUAAGAAAGAAAAAGAAGAAAAAAAAGAUGAGGAGAUAG
Messenger RNA from Capsicum annuum, 1092 nucleotides. Its product is annotated as 25S rRNA (cytosine-C(5))-methyltransferase NOP2A-like. Bases 1 to 1092 code for a protein of 363 amino acids. The transcript has 6 exons. NCBI's taxonomy places the organism in Eukaryota, Viridiplantae, Streptophyta, Magnoliopsida, Solanales, Solanaceae. The record is from RefSeq and is a predicted model, not a curated record.